Suillus bovinus is the source of this 648-nucleotide messenger RNA. RefSeq lists its product as uncharacterized. Lineage: Eukaryota; Fungi; Basidiomycota; Agaricomycetes; Boletales; Suillaceae. The record is from RefSeq and is a predicted model, not a curated record. The coding region runs from base 4 to 471 and encodes 155 amino acids. The transcript is spliced from 2 exons.
AUUAUGAAGCAAGUAUUAGUUGUUCUCCAGGACUCGACGAUUGCAUCGAAGAGUGGCAAGGACAGCCGUUCUCGUUUCUGGGGGGUAUAUAAGAGGGUCGCAGAGGAACACGACAACGAGUUCCUCGAGCGAUACACUACUGACAUGGACAUCGUCUUGAUCUUCUCUGGUCUUUUCUCUGCUGUCAGCACAUCUUUCAUCGUCGCGAUGGAGUCCAAUCUCAGUCCCGACCCCAGCGAUACCACAAAUGCCCUUUUGAAGCAACUCGUCCAGAUCGGACUCGGCAACUUUGCUCAAGUGGGCUCUACUCCAGCAGACCCAGCAUCUACAUGGUCGCCGAGCGACCCUAUGGGUUCAAACGAUCGCAUACGCAAGCUUGUCCAUGAGCUUGCUCGCUGCAUUCGGGGCCGUGUUGGGCAAGCAGUGGCUCGGGUACUACAAGUCGCACAGAUAUGGUCGCGGCUCGGAUGAAGAACGAAGCAAGCGCAGGCAAGAGAAGUUCGACGGCCUCAUGACAUGGUAUUUCGAUGCUGUCGUGCAAUCAUUUCCCGUCUUGCUUCAGAUCUCCCUCCUCCUCUUUGGGAUCGCCCUCGGAGCCCACAUAUGGAGCGAGCAGCCCAGCGUCGCCUGGGUGAUAAUUGCCACAAC